Laccaria bicolor S238N-H82 is the source of this 558-nucleotide messenger RNA. RefSeq lists its product as uncharacterized. The record is from RefSeq and is a predicted model, not a curated record. NCBI's taxonomy places the organism in Eukaryota, Fungi, Basidiomycota, Agaricomycetes, Agaricales, Hydnangiaceae. Bases 1 to 558 code for a protein of 185 amino acids. The transcript is spliced from 2 exons.
AUGUCUGAUUCUCAUCUCCCUCCCCUCAGCUCUGACGGAGUUUUCUCGGUGUCGGCCUCUAGCACAAUCAACGCCCCGCCAGAGAAAGUCUGGGCUAUUCUCUUGGACUUUGCAUCAUACAAUGAAUGCUUCAACUCACGUAACCCGCACGUUCCGAAAAGCCGUGGUCAGGUUGUCACGGAUUCGUCGAAGCAACCUCUUCAGUCACAGACACCAGCGGAAGGACAAUAUCUUUACAUAUAUCCCGUACAUCUCCCCCCGACGAUGGAAAAGCCAGGCCUCUUCGGGGAGAGCUCAGCGUUUGUUCAGAUCACAACGCUAGACCAUGAAAACUUUCGUGUUGCCUGGAAUACCGCUGGCCUACCCCACUUUCUCUUACAUACGGAGCGAUGGCAGGCUCUCAGCUACGAUUCUAUCAUGAAGCAGACAAGGUACGAAACGAUUGAAGUGUUUGGCGGGCUCCUGGCGUACUUUGUCAAUUGGUUUGUUCGCCCGAAGCUUGUUUUGGGGUUCCAAGCCAUGGCGGAGGGGUUGAAACGACGUGCUGAACAAGCUUGA